Ostrea edulis (European flat oyster) is the source of this 2447-nucleotide messenger RNA. RefSeq lists its product as uncharacterized. Gene Ontology annotation, biological process: interstrand cross-link repair. Gene Ontology annotation, cellular component: nucleoplasm; Fanconi anaemia nuclear complex. Bases 43 to 2403 code for a protein of 786 amino acids. The transcript is spliced from 7 exons. Lineage: Eukaryota; Metazoa; Mollusca; Bivalvia; Ostreida; Ostreidae. The record is from RefSeq and is a predicted model, not a curated record.
UUAAGUUCCCAAGUUCCGCGGGAAAUUCUCAAAACAUGAAUCAUGUCCAAGUCUAUAUUUUCGGUCUUUCCAUCCAAUAUACCUACAAAUGUUAACGUAUUCAGAAACAGGGAAUUAGAGGGUAUUAUUCAAAUACCGGACAGAAUAAGGAGCUUUUCUAUCAUACCCGACACUUCCUCUAAAACAGAAGAGUGGGUUCUACUACUGGGAACAGCCUCUGGUGAUUUGUACAGAACUACUCGCACAGAUUUCAAGGCAAAGUACGAACAAGCCCGACUUCACUUUCAGAACUCUUUAGAGAACCAGCAAAUCUUCACUGAUCUCCUGGAUCCUAAUUCUUCAGACGAUGAAAGCGCAGAUGGAUCAAUCGCCAUUACCCCAGACACCUUUGUUCAUACCCUCACUUCAUCCCACAUCGUUCUGUCCCUGAGGACUCCAAUCUUGGCAGUGUGCCAGUCCAUGGGUCUCAUUUUCACCGCCAACAGUGACGACAGCUGUAUAAUAGUGAAGUCAUUCAGCAGGGAUGUUAGUAGUAGGUUUGCCGAACCACUUACGGUUCAUACUUUAGAAGUUCCUGGUUGCACACAGAAUCUAACUUACAAACUCUAUAUUUUAACGUGUGAUUUAAUCAAAUGUCCAACCCAUGAGGAUCGAGGAACAUCAAUUUUAGACAUAUCUAGCGAGUUGUUUAAAAGUAUUGGUGGUGAGAAAUCAUCACUCUGCAAUUCCCCGAUUUUGCUUCUCACUCCCGGAGAGGGAUCUGUUUAUUCCAGUCCAUUGAAGGUGGAUGUUUCUCCAUCUGAGCAGUCACAUUUUACAUUGUUAUACCCCACUAGUAUGCCUGUUGUUAGAAUUCAGUCGAGCAACAUUACAGUUAGAGAGAAGAACACACUCGAUGUGUCCUCACCCAUGGAUCGGGAAACUCUCAGCUGUCUUGUAAUGUGUUCGUCAAAGGGAGACGGCGUAUUUCUGACGAGCAGCAAAAAAUACGGAGCAUGCUUCAUUCCUUUCAUCAUUCCGUGUUCAGUCGUAGAUUUCAAGUUUGCUGGAUCUAAAAUGUUCGUCAGCAGCCAUGAAGAUUUGUUUGUGAUAGAUGUUGAAUUGUGUGAAAGAAGUGACAAUUUUGUAGUGGGACUUCACAAUAUGACAAGCCUGAAAUGCGGUGGCGUAAAGGAAAUCCACUGUGUGCCAGACUUCGCUGCUGUCGAAGAGACUGCUAGUCACUUAUUAUGUAGGACAGCUUUAGGAAGAGUAGAUCUGAUAGACAUUGAGGAACGGUUGAAACAACCUGCAGUUACUAAGACACCCAAACAGGGCCAGCACAUCAAAGAACUCCUUACAGCCCUAGAAAACUGUCACCUCCAGACUCAGGAACUGAACAACAAAGAGGAAAGGCAGCAGGAAUUCAUCACUCAAUUGAAUAUAGCUGCACACCUCAUCAGUGAGAAAAGUCUGCUUAAAUGUGAAUGCACUGCAAUGCAGCAAGCUAUUGGGGGUGAAUUUUUUCUGUCUUGCAAGGUGACCAAUCACAGUGGGUUAGAUUUGUCAUGUGACUGGAGCCUGUUGGUUUGUGUUCAUCAGUCCGAUUCAAACAAGACAUCUUCUGCAAAUGAAAGGAUGGACCGGGGUGUUGGACGUGAUGAGAGUGUGCACAUAAGGCUGAAUUUUCCUUCUGGAGACACAAAAACUCCUUAUGAAGUUACCUUAGCUCUUUGUCUUCAUUUUCCAUAUGACCUUGGAAUUCUGCAGUCAGAUAGGAGUACCUCUUUAUUAACCAUUAUGGUUCAUCAAGAAAUUAUUGACAUCCUCCAUUUUCUUAAUGAGGAAAAAUGUUUAUCUCAGAAAACUUUUCAAACAACAUCGUUUUUACAUUCUGCGAUUUCAAAUUUGGCUCUGGGUCGUCCAGCUGCAAAUGUAGUUCAAGCCAAAUGUGCUUCCAGCCUUGAGGGCGGGUCUUGUGAAGUAUACCUGCUAACACCUGCUGUGCUGCUGAAUAAACCAGAAAUAUCUGCUCAGGGACAAGACAUGGAUGCCAUUUUGAGGUAUUUGACUCGAUCUUGUCAACAUCGAGCAGAUGUUGUGAACCAUGAAGUGCGACUGGUGGACCCCACGGGGGAACUAGUUAAGUUAUCUGUGGAACAUUGGGAUGUUGGCAAAGACAGUCCAACCCUGAAAAUCACCAUUACAACGGGACAGACACCUCUGGCGGCAGCCGUCAGGGAAGCAGUGUCCAGGCAGUUACAGAAGCUAGAAGCGCCUGCUAAUAUGGGGAAUUCCAAAGAGGGUUGCUUACUGAAGGAUGUGCUAUUGUCUCCAGGCCUUCAUAGUGUCACUAUAUCUCCCGAAACGAAGCAGGACGUUAUUCAAGUCUACAGACAGUUACGAAGUCUGCCAAAUCGAUGACUUGUAAGAUCAUCCUCCUCAAUAAAGUGACUUCACUCAAUAAA